Messenger RNA from Haemonchus placei, 300 nucleotides. NCBI's taxonomy places the organism in Eukaryota, Metazoa, Nematoda, Chromadorea, Rhabditida, Trichostrongylidae. The record is from the annotation of a GenBank genome assembly.
AUGCCAUCACAAAAAACUCAUGUAUUGACCAUUUUCUACGCUGAUGAUAUCGGUCUGAUAGCCGAGAGCAGAGAAGAACUCCAGGACAAGCUGCAGAGAUGGCAGAAAGUGCUGGCAGAGAAUGGGCUUCUGAACGUGGAGAAGACUGAAUUGCUCAGUUCUGGAGAGUGCACGGAGACAAUCGUAGGCCGUGCCGAAGAAGCCAUCGAAAAGGUUCAGGUUUUCCGAUACCUAGGGAGUGUUCUGGUCGAUGAUGGUAGCAUGGACCAAACCGUAAAAGCCCAAAUAAACGCGGCAUAA